GAGUUUCUCCGUCUUUCGAACCGUCUCAGUUGUCGGUGAGGCCGGCGGGGCGGAUCCCACACUAGAGUGAAACACAAAAUAAAGCAACAUAACAGUAAAAACAACUUGGCCUUUUUCUAAGAAUUCGCAAAUAAGCUACCCUGUGGAUAUAUAAACGUCGAGAUGCCCUCAGCAAUGAAUGCGAAUAGGACAGACCAGUCUGCCAGCCCAGAGGUGGGAUCCGCUCCAGGGUCAAUGGGCAAUUUUGCACUGGGUGGACAGUCCGAAGUCUUGAAGCAGGUUCUCUGUAUCAUUGACAAGAAGGUUCGCAACAUGGAGAAGAAAAAGAGCAAGCUGGAUGAUUAUCAAGUCAGGAAGAAUAAAGGGGAGGGACUCAAUCAGGACCAGCUGGAAGCCCUCACCAAAUACCAAGAAGUCAUGAAUAAUUUGGAAUUUGCCAGAGAGCUGCAGAAAACUUUCAUUACACUAGGACAAGAUAUCCAGAAAGUGGUAAAGAAAUCUGGUCGACGAGAACAGCUGCAACGAGAGGAGGCAGAGCAGAAAAGGCUGAAGACAAUUCUUGAGCUGCAGUUUCUUCUGGACCGACUGGGAGAUGAGACUGUACGGCAGGACCUGAAGCAAGGAGUCAGCGGCUCGCCACUACUUACAGAUACAGACCUUGCCGCUUUUGAUGAGUUCUACAAGUUAGUGGGGCCAGACCGUGACCAAAAUGUCAGGUUGUCUAAUCAGUAUGAAGAAGCAUCUGUGCACCUCUGGGAUCUGCUGGAAGGGAAGAACAAGGCUGUGGUUGGAACAACAUACAAAGCACUGAGAGAGACUUUGGACCAGGUUUUGCUGAGUGGUUACUUUGACCGCGUACCAUCGCACCAAAACGGGGUGUGUGAGGAGGAAGAAGAGCCAGUCGCAGCCGCCGUAGCUGAAUCGUCACAAGAGCAGCCGGCUGAUCCAGAAACUGAAAUUAUUGAGGAGUUUACAGAGCCCAUUGCAGUGGAAACAACAGAGUUUGUAAAUAGACAGUUCAUUCCAGACAGCACUUACAGCGGCAGUGAGAAGGAGCAGGGAGAUGAGUGGACCACGGAAACAGAGGCAGUCAAUGCCAUGCAGCAGCCUGUGCAGACUGCAGUUACCCCUGUUGCCCUGGAGACCCACCCUAUGAACCUGCAAUCUCCUGUGCCACCUACUGACCCCAUGGUCAGGAAGCAGGUGGUGCAGGAUCUAAUGGCGCAGAUGCAGGGAACGUACAACUUUAUGCAGGACUCUAUGCUGGAAUUUGAUGGACAACCCAUUGACCCAGCAAUUGUAUCGGCACAGCCCAUGAAACCUGGUCAGAACAUGGACCUACCACCGAUGGUUUGUCCACCAGUCCACCCAGAGUCCCGGCUAUCGCAACCCAACACUGUUCCUGUCCAACCUGAGCCCGCACAAGUCCCUAUCGUUUCUGCCACACCACCCCCACUGUAUCAGACUUCACACACGCCGGACCCUCGACCUUCAACAGAACCCAUCGAUCCCAUCCCGAACUCGUUGUCCCUGUCCUCAGAGCAGGCUCCACCCUCUGCUUCUCAGACACAGGUUUUCCAGCCUGCUUCAAAAGUUCCGCACAGCACUGGCAUCAAUGUCAAUGCAGCACCAUUCCAAUCAAUGCAGACGGUUUUCAACCUCAAUGCCCCAGUGCCACCCUCUAAUGACACGGAGUCUUUGAACCAAGCCAACCAGUACCAGAACAGUUACAACCCGUCCUUCACCAGCCAGUCUCCGCAUACUGUGGAGCAGACUGAGAUGCAGCCAGAACAAUUGCAGUCUGUUGGUGCCUUUCAUUCCCCAGACCCAUCAGGAGGCCAUCAGCAACCCAGUCAGAACCCAGGCUUCAACCGGCAACCUCAGUCCUUCUAUAACAGCAGAGGCAUGUCUCGCGGGGGUCCCCGCAAUGCCAGGGGCAUGAUCAAUGGUUACAGAGGCUCAUCAAAUGGAUUUAGAGGUGGCUAUGAUGGUUAUCGUCCUCCUUUUGCAAACACUCCAAACUCUGGGUAUGGACAGACUCAGUUCAACACACCUCGGGAUUACUCAAAUGGCAACUACCAGAGGGAUGGUUAUCAACAAAACUACAAGCGUGGAGCUGGACAGGGACCCAGGGGAGUGUCGAGAGGCAGUACUCAGGCAAUGCGUUCCUGAGAAAAUCUUUUUAUAAUGACUGUAAAAGAGAAAAAAAAUUACCUGCCACUGCUGGUCCAACCAUUGGGAGUCGAGUCCCUUUAUCGGUUUUUCCUGUCAUUUUGGUUCUAAAAGAUCGUUUUAUGUUCAAGGAGCUCCCAUUUCCUUGUUUGUAAAUUUGAUGUUGCUUCAAGAGUUUCAAUAAAGUUGUGUUGCAUA
Molecule: messenger RNA, 2370 nt
Organism: Betta splendens (Siamese fighting fish)
Lineage: Eukaryota; Metazoa; Chordata; Actinopteri; Anabantiformes; Osphronemidae
Gene: caprin1b
Product: cell cycle associated protein 1b
Exons: 18
Coding region: 163-2172 (669 amino acids)
Cellular component (GO): cytoplasm
Molecular function (GO): RNA binding
Source: RefSeq, a predicted model, not a curated record